This is a messenger RNA of Diutina rugosa, 1806 nucleotides long. RefSeq names its product ubiquitin-binding SDF ubiquitin ligase complex subunit. Bases 1 to 1806 code for a protein of 601 amino acids. The transcript has a single exon. NCBI's taxonomy places the organism in Eukaryota, Fungi, Ascomycota, Pichiomycetes, Serinales, Debaryomycetaceae. The record is from RefSeq and is a predicted model, not a curated record. Gene Ontology annotation, molecular function: protein binding.
AUGGAUCUCUCCGAACUGUGUCAUACAGACCAAAUAUCUGACCUCACAGAGGACGAAACUAAAGUUGUCACUCCAUUCUUGGUGAAGCACAUCAGUGACCAGAACAUGGCCCCUGCGACCGUGGACAACUUUCACAACUUUUGUUAUCGUCACAACCCUGAGAUUACGUGCAAUAAACGAGCUGACGAAGACAAAAUGAAAAGAAUCCAAGAACAACUCGAGCUGCUACCGAACCGAGACAAGAAGGCUAUAAGCCAUGUAUGGCUGAUAUUCUCGGCUGCCCCCGCACCACAGCGAAAACUCAUACUACUGGGGCUUUUGAGUCAAUGUUGUUUUCCUCAAUUAAGUUUCAUCAGUCAAGAGGUUCAAUCACUUAUCCGGAUCGAUUUCAUUUCCACUCUUCCCCAGGAAAUCGCUCUUAAAAUCUUAUGCUACCUUGAUUUCAAGCUGUUGUGUAAUGCAACUCUUGUUUGUCGCAAAUGGAAACAAUUGGCAGAUAACGAUUGUGUUUGGCAUUACAUGUGUAAGCAGCACAUUGAUCGUAAAUGUCCAAACUGUGGAUGGGGUCUCCCUUUGCAUAUUGAAAAAGCGGCUAUCGAGGCCAACAAGAUUGACGUAACUGACACCCCUUCAACAAAUGUUGAUGCUGCAGUUACAACCACAUCAACUGAGGUUGCAUGUAAAUCUUCAGAUGAACCACCCCGGAAAAGAUUGAAAAAAAGACCUUGGAAGCUGGUAUAUUCCGAGAGAUUUUUGUUGGAACGUAAUUGGAGGAAAGGUUUCUACAAAGUGAAGAUGUUAAAAGGGCAUACUGAUGGGGUAACCUGCUUGAAGUUUCACAAUAAGUUGUUGAUGACUGGGAGCUAUGAUACCACGAUAAAGCUUUGGAACACUGAAACUGGGGAAUGCACCCGGACGCUUACUGGUCACUCACGGGGUGUUAGACUGUUAGCGUUCGAUCUGAAAAUUUUAAUUCUGGGUUCUCUUGACAAAACAAUCAAAGUUUGGAACUACCGACUGGGUGAAUGCAUUGCCACAUACAGAGGACAUGAGGAUCAUGUGGUGGCGGUUGAUUUACACCGCAACAUCAUCGUGAGUGGCCUGGCAGACCAUACUGUCAAAGUUUGGCACGUGGAUCUGCGAACAUGUUAUACUUUGAGAGGCCACACUGAUUGGGUUAAUUGUGUUAAGAUUCAUGCACCAUCAAAUACGGUAUUUUCGGCGAGUGACGAUACGACAAUUAGAAUGUGGGAUUUAACAACGAACAAGUGUAUUCGCAAGUUCGAAUGUCAUGUUGGGCAGGUCCAGUCUGUUAUCCCAUUCACCUACAACGAGUCUUUGGUUCAAGAUGAAGAAGAGGUUGAUUGUGUCACUCGUGUGCAACCGGACCCCGAUUUCAAAUGGCUGUCUAAGUAUCCUCUGCAUUUAUUAACAUCUUCGUUGGAUAAUACUAUCAAGCUUUGGGACGUUCGUACAGGAAGAUGUAUCCGUACCCAGUUCGGGCAUGUUGAGGGGGUGUGGUCGAUCAGUGCAGACACUUUCCGGAUUGUUAGUGGUGCUCACGACAAGUUGAUCAAAGUGUGGGACCUUCAGGAUGGAAAAUGUUUGCACACUUUCAGUAAUGAUGCCAGCGUUCUGUGUGUGGGAUUACUGGAUUCGCAUGUUGCUGCCGGCUUAGACGACGGCACAGUAAAGUUGUACCGCUUUGAUGUUGAUCCUAACGAUCUUCCUCGUAAAAAGCUGACGCUGGAACAAAGCCAUGAAAUUUAUACCCUGGUUUUACCGUGUGGAACUGUAUCCAACUGA